Paraglomus occultum is the source of this 543-nucleotide messenger RNA. Lineage: Eukaryota; Fungi; Glomeromycota; Glomeromycetes; Paraglomerales; Paraglomeraceae. The record is from the annotation of a GenBank genome assembly.
AUGACGGAUGCAAACGUGCAGAAAGUCAAGAAUGAGCCAAAGCCAGCCAGCACAAAGGCGUCUUCUUCAGAGAUCUCUUUGGGAAAUACGGGUGUCGGAGACGGAAAUAAUGAUUCAGCGAAUGAAUUCACGCAUACAGUGCCUUUAUUGUCAGAAGGAUUGUUGGCACAAUUACAGCCAUUGCUGGCUCAAAUUGAAAAACAACUGAGAGAGUUUGAAGAGAAACAACGGCUUCUUCUUGAAGAUAUCACCAGCACGCAUGAGCGAUCAAAUAAUCAACCCAAUUACAACUACAUAUCACAUACUUUUUCCAAACUUCCGGAAUAUCAACAGAAACUCCAAACCAUCAAACAAACAAUGAUGACCAUGAUAGCACGAUCGAAAAUCCUCAAAAGUCGUACCGCACACUUGAAAACGUUGAAGCAACAACGAUUGGCGCAAAUUGCGGUAUUCCAGAAACGAGAACGUAGACUUGAUAAGACACUCUUGGCUGCUAAAGUAGCUACGCCAGAAGUGCAGUUAAAUGCCAGAGCUUUGAGAUAA